This is a messenger RNA of Dissoconium aciculare CBS 342.82, 3384 nucleotides long. RefSeq lists its product as uncharacterized. The coding region runs from base 1 to 3384 and encodes 1127 amino acids. NCBI's taxonomy places the organism in Eukaryota, Fungi, Ascomycota, Dothideomycetes, Mycosphaerellales, Dissoconiaceae. Gene Ontology annotation, cellular component: nucleus; SWI/SNF complex. The record is from RefSeq and is a predicted model, not a curated record. Gene Ontology annotation, molecular function: transcription cis-regulatory region binding. Gene Ontology annotation, biological process: regulation of transcription by RNA polymerase II. The transcript has 7 exons.
AUGUCAAACAAUGGUGGCGCUGCUGGCAUCGUCUCCAAUCCUACGCCGCCGCAAGGUCAACCAUUUCAGCAGCCAUCCUUCAACCCAGCGUCGGUCGUACCGGCGAAGAGACCGCAUGAUGGCAUGUCCGGCUCUCCUACGCAAGGACAACCUCAGCAGUUACCUCCUGGAUCGCGCGCACAGACGCCAUCCUCGUAUAAUCAAUUCCAAGGAGGACAACAGCCGAAUAUGGGACAAUUCGCCAAUGCGCCCACACCAUACCAGCACCUGCAGCAGCCCGGCUCGAACAAUGCAACCCCAUCACCGACGAUGCAGAGUCAACCCUUUAGGCCACCGGGCCAGCAACCACAGCAGCAACAACCCCAACCUCAACCUCAACAACAACAGCAGCAGCAGCAGCAGCAGCAAGGACAACAGCCACGCAUCAACACUGCCUCGCCGAGUCCAUUCCCUCAGCAACAAAUGAACUACGGUAACCAGAUGUCUCCUUUGCCACCGACGCCGACCCAGCAGAAUAUGAUGCAACAGCAGCAAGGUCAGAUGGGCGCGUUCCCGCAACAAGGAUACGGAAUGGCGGGCCCGGGCAUGACUGCGCAGGCGAUGCAGUCCAUGCAGAUGCGCAUGCCUAAUGCCGCCGCGAACAUGACACCGGAGCAGCGCGCAUAUCAAAUGCAGCUCAUGCAGAAGCAGCAACAGAUGCGCAACUCUGGCAUGAUGCCUUCUCGUAAUGUCGCAGCACCACAAUCAGGUCCCAUGGGCCAAUUUCCAGGACAGCAGCCGGCUCCAUCGCAAGCAGCCAACGGCGUGCCAGGAAACCAAACUGCAUUGACGCCUCAACAACAGCAACAUCGUCAAAUGCAUGACCAGAAACGGCGACAAUUCUUGCAGGCGUUGACACAGAUGGCUCAGCAGCAAGGGCGGCAAUUCAACCCUUUGCCUAACAUCGGGGGCAAGCAGGUUGACCUUUAUGCUCUUUGGUCAGCGGUGGUAUCGACAGGAGGAUCUCAGAAAAUUGAAGCGGGUCGCCAGUGGCCCAUGAUGGCGAUGCGUUUGGGCUUCAAUCAAGCACAAUAUCCUACCGCAGGCGAUGAAUUGAAGCAGUUGUAUAUGACUGGCAUAUACUCUUAUGAGCAACUAUGGUUUCAGUCCAAGAGAGUACAAGAUCCUGCGCGACAAAAUCAGCAGCAGGUGCCAGGAGGCGCCGCACCGGCUCUCCAGCAAGGGCAGCAGCAACAACCACAGCAGCCACAGCAGCAGCCACAACAAUCACCCAUCAAGACGACUGCUACUGCAACUGGCAACCAGCCCUUCCAACAGUAUCCACCGAGUCAGCAAAAUCAAUUACCACAUCCGCAAUCAACGCCAGUGCAGAGCAAUGCUUCACUCGCUGUAAAUGGGUUGACAACACCACAGCAAAUGAUGACUGGUCCAGGCAGUCUCCAGCACCGACGGGGCAGCAGUCUUAGAAAGACUGAUCAGCUUACACCGCAACCCGAGCUCCAUCCCAAUUCCGCUGCCAUUGCCGCCGCAACUGCCGCCGCUGCCAAUUCUCCCCUGCAAUCACAACAUCUUCAACGACCUCCGUCCGUAAAACGCGAGUCACUUCCUGGCGACAAUGCUUCUGGUGUUGUAAUGGGUGGUCCUCUCAUGAAGUCUGAAGAACUGCCCCUUAGCACCAACUACCUCCCUCAGUCUCAUCACCUUCUCAAUCCGACCAAUCCCUCAUACGGUGGCUAUGACAUUCCGGCACUGGACGCUGUGGCCUCGACGAUUGUUCGGGCCACACCGCCAUCGCCAGCUGUUGAGGAUCUCGCUUAUGUAGACAUUCGUGGGCUCACCAUGGGGCUUGCCUCCGGUAUCCACACCGAGGUUCGCUAUGCCCUCGAUGCUCUCGCGGUGCUCAGCAAUGAUCAGCGCAUCGCUUUGAACCUGGACGGCUGUGAGGAGUUGCUCGAUGCCCUGGUUGAUUGUGGAGAGGGCGAAUUGGAAAUUCUCCUGCAAGCCUUUUCGACGUCACCGACCUCCGAUGAUUCAUUGCCCAGCUACGAAGCCCUACUCCGUGGCUCCAAGCUUGAGUCGUUCUCUCUUUUGCCUACAUCAACUUCAGCGAAAGGCACAUUCGCCUCAACGCCGUCGCUCGGCACUGCUGAUUACACACUGGAUCGUGCAGCCGAAAAGAUCAUUGCCAUUACUACGAUUCUUCGAAACUUUUCGUUCUACGAAGUCAAUCAUCGUCUUCUAACGGACGAGGCAGUCGUUUCUUGGUUCGCAAAGGUCAUCGAGGGAAUUUCGCUGAGGAGAAAGUCAGGCGAGGAGGACGCACCAUUAUUCCUUCGGUCAUUCUUCAACACCCAAGAUUUUUACAAGGAUGCCAUCAUUUUCUUGAGCAAUGUCACUCAGAGCCUGGAACUGCCAAACAAAGAUGUCGCUCGUAAGAUUUUGUUGUUCUUGUUGGCCUUUGCGCCGGAAUACAAAGCUGACUCUCCAAUGUCAAGACCACGGAAGUCUCUAGUCUUCCCCAGCUUCAACCCUUCUGUUCAUCGCUACCUACCUCCUGCCGUGGACUGCCUUGCCAAGCUGCUCGCACGUCAAGAACCAAACCGCGAGCUAUACAGACAAAUCUUUCACUUCAACACUUCCUCCGCAUAUCAACGACCCACAAACCAGCAACACCCUCUCGACUUGCUAACUCGCUCUUUCGCUUUGGCAGUCUCUGUGUUGCCUGAUCGCACGCAAAACUCUUCCGCAUCAGCGGCUGCCGCCGCCGCCGCUAUUAGUGACGCCGAUGCUGGUAGCAUCGGAAGUAUUGCGCCGUCCAAUAUUCAGCAGCGAAUCGUUGAGGCGAGGAAGGCCUAUCUCGCGCAGGGUAUGCUAGCUGCGGAUAUUCUCUCAAGCUUAGCUCCCGCACCCUCAUCGAACGCUUCUUCCAGCACAGCGGGAGCAAACAACAUGGCCACGUCUUCCAGUGGCGGAGCCCUUGCUCGUGCGUGGCUCCAAAGCGAAGACGGCUGGGCUGUCGGAUUGGUCAAGCUUGCGGGCGCUGCAGCAAACCUCGGUGGGCCGGAUGGUUCUGGAGCCGUGGCUGCCAUGAAUAUCGACCCGGAAAGCUCCAAAUUAAUCACAUUCCGCGCAUUGAGCAUGUUGAAAAGAUUGGUCGGUCGGGCAGGCACUAGCGAGAAGAAGAUUGAUGAUUUACCUGCCUCCAGCCCGACAUUCCCGACUUCCACAUCGUCGACAGCGAGGACCGCUCCAUCUGCUUUCGUCCGCCCCAAAUGGGAGGGCAUGCCUUUCGCGCACGCCAUCCUCGGUGCCGUGACGCAACCACAGGUAGACAAAGUCGCCUUGGGCCUCCUUUGCGAUUUGCACGAGAUCGUGCUUGCUUGA